Molecule: messenger RNA, 3949 nt
Organism: Drosophila grimshawi
Lineage: Eukaryota; Metazoa; Arthropoda; Insecta; Diptera; Drosophilidae
Product: Alstrom syndrome protein 1 homolog a
Exons: 5
Coding region: 91-3624 (1177 amino acids)
Source: RefSeq, a predicted model, not a curated record
GGACUUGCUUGCUCGCUCUUACUUCUUCAGGCACUCGAAUUUGAAAAAUAAACCCAAGCAAUGCUCGAGUUGUGUGUUUGAUCAAAUAGUAUGUCAAACAAUAAUAAUAAAAAGCAACAUAAUGAAAGGAAAAUGCAGCACACAUCACGCUUGACGCCUAAAAUAAGAGAAUAUCUCGCUGAGCUGCCAAACGAACGCGAAUUAGAGCUGGAGCGCUUCAUGGCAUUAUCAUCAUCCUCGCCAGCGAGCAGCAGCGUCAGCGUUGGCGCGCACAGCACCGACGCAAUGCGCAGCGGCAGCCGCCGUCGCAGUCACAGUCACUGCGGCAGCGAAAUGGUGGUUGAAACAGCAACAACAGCAGCAGUAGCAGAAACAACAACAAAAACAACAGCUGCCUGUCCAGCUGCCAUGGAAUGCAUGCGUAGCAAAAGUAAAGCACCACAAAUAAUUAACAUUCCGAUCGUCAUGGAAACGAUAGCGAGCAGCAGCAGCAGCAAACCGACUGCAUCCGUUUCUGUUGAGGAUUUGCGCACACCAACAAAGGGCACGCAGACACCAACGGCACAAAUGCAGACGCGCAAGACGCAAACACCGGAAUCGGCAUUAAAAUCGCACAAACGCUUGGAAUGGGAUCCAGCUGCCGAUGUGGGCUAUCGCUGUGAGCGUGCCGCAUCCGUCAGCAAUAUUAGCACAUUGGAGCGCUCUGUGCUAGAGGCGGCCAUACAACCAAAUCGUUCUGAAUCCGAUUUGAAUCGUUUGCAACAGCAGCAGCAGCACCAGCAGCAGCAGAAGCAACACGAGGCGUCGGCGCCUCCGCCUUCGUCUGCGCAGCCGCCGUUGGCUUCCAGCACCUUUGUCAAUAGCCAGACAAUGACAACGCCAGCGCCCAGCCAGAGUUCACGCCGUGAAUCUGGCGUCACAUCAGCGGCGAGCAGCUUUGACUAUCAACACCACCACCACCACCAUAACUCGCAGCCCUCCUCCACCGCCGCCACGAGUCGCAGCAGCAACAGCAGUCGGCACACGCUUAGCGCCGAGGAGCUGCUGCGCCAUGUGGAGCAGCAGCGUCAGGAGCGCGAGUAUACCGCCCAGUUGCAGCAAGUGCUGUGCAACAAUCGUCGACAGAAGAAUAAGGAGAAUCAACAGCCACAGCCGCCGCCGCCAUCUUCGCGCGCUAAAUCCAGCGCCUCCUCAUCGGCUGCCUCCUCCGUCUCCUGUCCGCCUGGUCGAGGGGAUCUGGAUUUGGGCAUAGAUCUGCUCUGUUCGCUGGUCAACAAGCGCAGCCUAAGCCACAGCCAGAAAAAGCAGCUAAUUCGGGACAUUGCCAAGCGCCUAGCCUGUCUCGAUCUUGUGUCCAGCAGCAGCAGCAACAGUCGAGCCGAGUCCACUCGCAGCUCCCGGCUUAGCAAAUCUGUUAGCCAGCACAAGGAGCAUGAGCAAUUGCAGCUGCAACAGCAACACCAACAGCAACAACAAGAGCAGACCACCAACAAUGAUAGCCAUUCAAAGGAUACGCUGAGCCAGUGGCGCAGAGACAUAGCCACAAAUACGAGCAAUAGGUCCACCUUGGACAAAUCAAUGGCGAAACAAUUGACGCCAGCUCCUGUUGUGUCAGCUCCUGCAGCAGCAGCAGUACCUGCUUCUGCUGCUGCUGCUGAUGCUUCUGCCCCUGUGCCUGCGCCUAGAACUCGCGUAGCCACGCCCUCUCAAUCACCUUUGCAGUCGUGCAGUUACGGAUCGACAAGCAGCGGCGCAUCCAAUGAGCUGGUCACUCAAAAGACGAACUUACGGUCAAAGUCCAGGAGCUCGGCAGAUGCUGCCGAUCUGUUUGCCAUGCGAGAAUGGCUUCAUCCGAUGACCCAAAGUGAGAUCGACUACGAAGAGAAGCGACUACAGUUGCGCUUAACUCUGGACAAGGAGCGUCGUUCGCAAUUGGACUGGAUCGAGACGGAGAUUCGGCGCCUGCGCAUGCUCCAAAAUCUAUUGAACAACGCCAAGAGAGAGGCACAUUUGUCAUCACCGCCCCCAUCUAAUACAAACAUUCCGAUUCGAAGGAUUGAUGUGCCAACUACGAAUGAACCCAACCAGCGUCAACCGAAGCGUCCAGCGCCACCAGCACCACCAGUGACACCAGUUUCAACACCGCUGCCAAAUGCAGUCACAGUUCCAGUUGAAGUUGCUCAAAUUGUUGCAUCAGCACCGACAACAAUACCAGCCCCACCACCAACGCCACCACCACCUCCACCUCCACCUUUAGUGUCACGACCACUGCCACCGAUACCGCCGCCAAUGCACCCACUAGCGGCUGUCCAACGACAGAUACAGCGCAGCAAAAUGGCAACGCCCAACACGCUCAGCCAUUCGGGCAGCAGCGAGAGCGUCUGCUCCUUUGUCCAGCAACGUCAGCGUCAAUUUAUGGCCCACUAUCAGAAUCAGCAGCAGCAGCGCCUCGAGCAGCAACAACAGCUCUUCAUGCUGCAGCAACAUCAGCAGCAACAGCAACAGCAGCUGAUCCAUCGCCAGCAACAACAUUUGCAUCCAACUUGCCAAUUGCAUCAACGCGUGCAUCAGUGCCAGCAACAGGAACAACAACAGCAGCAACCACAACAACAACAUUAUAUACAAAUGCAGUAUGCACAUGGAAUGGGCAAUGAUUACAGCUGCCUGGAUGAGGGAGCUGUCUACUAUCAAGUAGUUAACUCUCAAUCAGCGCCUUGCUACGUGCACACAACGGAAGCAGCAACAGCAGCAGCAGCACCAGCAGCACCAACAGCACCAACAGCAGCAGGAGCAGCAGCAGCAGCAGUAGCAACAACAAAAGUAGCAAUAGUAGCAGCAACAGCAAUGGGAAAAAAAUCUGCAUUAGCAGCCGCAUCAAGCAAUAGCUGCACAUCAACGAGUUCGACUUCGUCGAUGCUGUGCAUUAGCUCGGAGAUGUCGAUACCGAUGGGCAUGGUUAAUGCCUGCGAGGCGACCACAACAACAACAACAACAACGCAUCAGUAUGAUGACGUUGCCUGCCACCAGCAGCUGCAGCUGCGCCGACGCUUGCGUCAUCAUCAUCAUCAUCAGCAUCAUCAUCACCAUGCGCAUAAGGAGCAUAAUGCGCAGCAGGCUCAGCAUGAGCAGCGCCAACAGAUGCUGCAGGUACGUCCACGUGGAAUUGCGUAUGCCAUUCAAUUCACUGCCAGUGGCGAUGCCAGCGAAUUGCUCUCAGACGCACUUACGCUGCAGGAACAUUUGCAGCUCGCCCGUCCACUGUUCUGUGCGCAAUCCAAGCAGCGCAAGGCCAUCCUCAAUGAGAUGCAGUUGCUGCGCAAUCAGCGUCGUCGCGAACUCGAUCAACUCAUCGAGAACAGCAGCCUGGAGACGCUAGAUAAACGAUUGGAGCAGCUGCCGCCACCAGUUACCUCACGCGUUCGCAUCUUCUCCACAAAGGAGAUGAAGGCGCUGACCAACAAACGCUGCGAAAGUCUGCCCGAGGUAAUCGCCGCACAGAAUCGGGAACUCGAGGAGCGCCGUCGUCGCAGCAAUCGCAUCAUGCGUGACGUCUUCAAUCGGCGUUUGCAGCGUCGCGUGCGUCGUGGCAAACUGUCGCUGAACCACAGUCGUACCGUCAUCUAGCCACUCUUCUCCGAGACUCCAAGCAGUGCCAUCUCUUAGCAAGACCUAUAAACAUAUAACAAAUCGAUUAUUGGCGACAGCAGCAGUUUACACUAUUGAAGGAUGCCACUGAAGACAAAAUCACGUUUCUAUUUUAUUUUUUUUAGCUAAUCUUAUAUAUUUUUUUAGCUGUUUUUCAACUUAAAUCUAUUUAUCGUAUAACACUCUCUGUUUGGCCAACAAAAUAAAAUGGGAUUUGCUUUAGCAUAUUCCUGUGUAGUAUGAGUUAAAUUGUGCACUGUAGCAGACAUUAUAUAUACAAAUGCCAUCAUCAAGUUAAUAAAUG